Messenger RNA from Paramuricea clavata, 4980 nucleotides. NCBI's taxonomy places the organism in Eukaryota, Metazoa, Cnidaria, Anthozoa, Malacalcyonacea, Plexauridae. The record is from the annotation of a GenBank genome assembly.
AACAGCUGCAGGUCCAGUAAUCAGCUAGUGUUGAAUAAUCUACACUCCUGUGUAGAAUGUGGCUUUAAUUUGAGAUUAUUAGCCAUACUGUUUAUUCAUUCACGCCUGCAAAGCUUCGCUGAAGAUUAAAUACAGCUCGAUUAUUGCCAUAUGUGUUUGAACAAGACCAAAACAUCUGACGCUCGCAGAAACAAGUCGAAUUUCUAGAAAGAAUUUAGGUAAAAGGUUAGAAAACCUAUUAAUACCAAAACGGAAUACGCCUUUUCUUUCGGCUUUAGCAGAGCUUCGAAAUUUUGGCUAAAAAUUUUAGUACUGAGACUCGAAAAUUUAAAAGGUAUUAUUCACUUUUAUAUAGAAAUAUUAUGUAUAUCAACGUGUUUUACAGUGAAAAACUGACCUUUAUAGUAGUCAGUUCAAUGAAAAUUUACCAGAAGGAGUUACUUGGCGAAAUGUUUUGUGUGGAAUCUUUAUCACUCCAUGUGUUAUUUAUACAACCCUAAGAUUACGGUUUGAUCAGAUCAACGUAAUUACGAAGGAUUUAUUGUUGACAAGUGUAAUGAACUUAGUUUUCUGUAUUUUGCUUUAGCUACUUUCACUAUACUCAACUUUCAUGUCUGAUUUGUUAUAGAUCCUUUUAAAAGAAAGUCGACAACUAUAUAAGCUUCGCUGAUUUUCCCUGUCGCUUCCGGAUAUUUUGAAUUUAAGAAUCAAGAAUGAGCAAGGAUAGAACAGUCAUCCACAAGGUGCCAGUUUAUUCAAUCGAAGGAAUACUAGGUCUCAAAGAUGAAAGCCCCACCACACGUAAUAAGUUAGCUGAAACAGUAAUUCAAAAAACUGGCUCCGCCGAGCAGAAGGAAAGUCCAUCUACAGCGUCUCCAGAAUUUACAGACAAAUUAAGCAGGAAUGGUAAGUUACUAAGUUAGUAAAACUUAUAGGUAUAUCUUACUGAACUUAUAGGUAUAUCUUACUGUUACUGUUACUGUUACUAUUACUAUUACUGUUACUGUAUACUGUACUGUUAGUCUGUUACUCUAUACUGUACUGUACUAUACUAUACUAUACUAUACUAUACUGUAAAAUGCUGUGGUUUGCUCUGUACUGGGCAUACACUAUUUCCUAUACUUGGCCAAAUUACAUUUUUUAAAAAUACCCACAAUUGAUUCCAUCCAAACAGGAAAUUGCCUCCCGCACAUAUAUAACUGAUUAAGGAACAAAUUCUGGUGUGAUCAAGCGACCUUGAUCUUAUAGUCUUAUUAUUGAACCCUGUGAAUGAACACGUUAUCACUUGCUAACAUCUUGAAUGCAAAAGAUUUUCUCAAUCAAUUUGCAAAGCAAUUAAUUUCAAAUUUAAGUCUUGCUCAUACUACGUCUUGUCUAGUUAGUAGUGGUAGUUCACCCGGUUGUGGUACAGAGAGGGUCCAAAAGGGUUAAAAUGUGGGAUUUUGACCACUGGGAAUAGGAAUUGCAUUGUAAGACAAAAUUAACAAGUUGUUGCAUAUAGGAGACCAUUUUUAAAUAAACUGUUGGUGUAGUCGGUCGAAGGAUUUGUCUUGAAGGGCUUGUCUGAUCAUAAAGAACUGGUACAAAAUAGAAAUAUACGUGACACUUAGAUGACAGUACAGUCACAUAAACCUAGAACAGGAUGGCGUCGUCCUGGUAUUCUAAAGGCCCAUUUACACGAUACGAUUAGUUGUAUACGAUUGUCAUUCUGACGAAUGAAAACGAGUGCUAAUGCCACGUUAUUGCUCAUUCGCUGAUGGCGAAAUUUGAAAUGUGACGUUUGUACGCGUGUUUAUUCGAUCACAUACGCCAGAGUAAGAAUCGUAUACAACUAAUCGUACCGUGUAAAUGGGCCUUAAGUGUGCAGCAAACGUCAAUCUGUGACUCAAAUGUUUGCAGUGACUGAAUUCAGUGAAUUGUACUGAUAUUUGGAAAAGGUUUACACUGUCACUAUCCUGGAUCAGGGAGUUUAGCUUAUCUGUAGCCUCGUCCAACCGCCAUGACUUAAAACUCGUCUGACAGCAGAAAACCUCUGCACCCAGGGUAUACUGUUACACACUUUGAUCAAAUCAUGCUUGGAGUGGUUUACGUGUUCACAGUAGUUACGUACGCAGGUAUCCCCAUGGGCAUAGCCUUGUAUGGUUUUUCCAACGCCUAGUAUUCACAAUGAGAAAUUUAGCAGAAACAGAGAAACUUUUUCUAUUUCGACAGUGCUCAUUUGAAAAUAACAAUAUAAUUGAAAUCUCAUUGAAGAAACAUUGAGCAGCAACUGCCUCUGACGCUUUGGUGUGUUUCUUUCACAGAAUCAAGUCAACUAAUACUAUUGCGAUACGCUUAUGCCUACGGCAAUGCAGCGGCCUAGCAAGUCCAUGGUCCUGGGUUCGAGGCAACAAUGAAAGCAAAGUGGCAAAACUGGCUCGUGCAUUUGAAAACCUUUAAUUUUGUAUGAUUAUUCAAUUUUUACAGACUAUAUACACGACGACAACAUACCCAGAAUAUACUCAAGGCUGAGAAAUGAAAUUUCGUAUUCUUAUAAAACUCAAAUCUUUAUACCUUAAUAUUACCAAAUAUAUUUGCCAAAACUAUUUAAUAAGCGAAGAAAAUUCUUCUUAAGAGGUUUAUAUAAAGUGUAAAAUUAGAUUUUUUUUACUUUUUCUUCUUCGAAUUUUUGUCUAACAAGAAUUAAAAACAUUUCGUUAAUCCAAUAAAUAGAGUGUGUGAACUACUCAACCUUGACAGAUGUAAAAAAAUUACCGAAUAUAAUUAUUUUAUUGCAUUAAAUUUUUAAAUCCGUUAAAUCCAUUUGGCAAUAGCAAUUUAAAUCCUUUUGAUAAAAGAAGAAUAGCGUGAAUAACUUAAUUAAAAUAAUCUCCCUCUGUGUCAAACAGUGCAUGUCUUGGCAGGAAGAGAUUACUUUACUCUCUUAAAAUUUUAUUACAUAAUUAUAUUAACCACUUAAAUUAGUGGUAUGGAGAGUUCCGACAAUUUAGCAAAACCAAAUUCAAUUACAUUCAAUUUUACGAUUUUAUGCCUGCGAACAGGAUGCAUGUUGUAGGCCCUGGGCAUGGGUAGAUGUUCCCUAGCCAUGUUUCACGAAGAUUAGCCAACCAAAAAACACUGUUUUUGCAUUAGAAACGUAGUCGGGACACAGGGGAUCUCUGAAUUUGCUGGAAAACAUACACAGGAAAACCUUGGUAGUAGACAUCGAUAUUUUGGAAUAUUUCACAACGAUGUUUAAUAGUUUGGACAGCGUUUUAUUCCAACCUCGCAAGCCAGGGUCUUUUACUUCCGCACGGCGCUACACUGAAAGCAAAAGCAGCAUAUUGCAAGAGGUAAAUCAGGGCACGUGAAAUCAGGGCCAUCCUGUUACCGGUAAAUCAGGGCCAUCCUGUUACCAACACGGCAACAGCCCUAUAUAUUAGUAGCAGCUGAAAGAAAACAAAUGGAAUAUCGAAUUAUUCGAAUAUAAUUAUCUUUUGGUUUGUGGAAAACACCAUUUGUUAGCUCAGAUUAUUAGCACUGAUGAAGAUUUGAUAUAUAUUUAUCGCCAUGCACUCUUACAUGCAAAAAGAAUACGGAUAAAUAACCGUAAACUUCCGAAUAUAAUCCCAUACCCACGGCACCGCUUAUAUUCGUCCGUAAGCAUUUUUUGAUAUGGAUGGGCUUAUACAUGGGGGGUGUGGGGGUGUAUCUUAUAUACAGGAGGGCUUAUAUACGGACGACAUUUGGUGUUAGUAAUAAUAUUCCUUGUACCUGUAAACUUGACUGUGAAUGAAAAUAAAUAUAAACAUACAGUAUAUAAUACAUAUAAUAAAAUACUAUAAUACUGAUUGUAAUGUAAUCAGUAUCGUCACUCGUCUGAGCUGUUGGAGCUUAGAAAUGAUCAGAUCAGACAGUCUGCCCAGUUUUCAUUACAUCAAGUCCAGUCCACAACCUCUCUUACAUGGACAUUAAAGGGAUGCAGCUCACACAAAGGAGGUGUCCAUAUUAGAGAUUUUAAAGCGGGAAAAUUAUAUGAGUAUUAUGUCAGGCGGAGUCUUAAUUUCCCUAACCGAGAGGUACCCGUAUUGUAGAUGUUUCAUGGGGAAGUAUUGUAGAUGUUUUAUGGGGAAGUAUUGUAGAUGUUUUAUGGGAAAGUGUUGUAGAUGUUUUAUGGGAAAGUAUUGUAGAUGUUUCAUGGGAAAGUAUUGUAGAUGUUUUAUGGGAAAGUAUUGUAGAUGUUUCAUGGGAACGUAUUGUAGAUGUUUCAUGGGAAAGUAUUGUAGAUGUUUCAUGGGAAAGUAUUGUAGAUGUUUCAUGGGAAAGUAUUGCAUAUCUUUCAUGGGAAAGUAGUAUUGUAGAUGUUUCAUGAGAAAGUAUUGUAGAUGUUUCAUGGGGAAGUAUUGUAGAUGUUUCAUGGGAAAGUAUUGUAGAUGUUUCAUGGGAAAGUAUUGUAGGUUAUAGAUGUUUCAUGGGAAAGUAUUGUAGAUGUUUUAUGGAAAAAUAUUGUAGAUGUUUCAUGGGAAGGUAUUGUAGAUGUUUCAUGGAGAAGUAUUGUAGAUGUUUCAUGGGAAAGUAUUGUAGCUAUUUCAUGGGAAAGUAUUGUAGAUGUUUCAUGGAAAGUCAACCUUCUCCUUACAGGCAGUUUAUUAUUUUCUUUACAGGCUGCCCCGAGUCAAGUGUAAAUGUUAUUAACGAAAAUCAGUUGAAACGAGAUUAUGAUGACGAUCAAGACAGUAGCGGUAUAAGUCAGAGAAAACAAAGACGAUAUCGCACAACGUUUACAAGCUAUCAAUUAGAAGAACUAGAACGAGCCUUUUCUAAGACCCAUUAUCCAGAUGUGUUUACUCGUGAAGCAUUGGCCAUGAAAAUUGAUCUCACAGAAGCUCGUGUCCAGGUAAUCAAAUCAUUUACAGUCCUUAUUGCUUUUUUUACACUAUGAGGACUGACAUUUGCCCAAAAUUUAACUGCAGCUCCUCUAUACAGCCUCCUACGCACACA